Mangifera indica (mango) is the source of this 1389-nucleotide messenger RNA. Its product is annotated as protein CONSERVED ONLY IN THE GREEN LINEAGE 160, chloroplastic. The coding region runs from base 125 to 1144 and encodes 339 amino acids. Lineage: Eukaryota; Viridiplantae; Streptophyta; Magnoliopsida; Sapindales; Anacardiaceae. The transcript has 10 exons. The record is from RefSeq and is a predicted model, not a curated record.
UAUACACAGCAGGCGGAUAUUUUCGUUGGCCAUCAUCAGAAAUUAUUUAUUGAUCUAAAAAUUUGUCCCUGCAGCGGCCACAUGCUUUUGCUAGUGUUUGCCAUCAACAUUAACCCGUCAAACCAUGGCUGUUCUUAACUAUAUAUCUGUUACGUCAGCAACAGCCCCAAUCUCUCCAGACUCUUCAACACCUCCAAUACCUGGCCCAAGACAGAGCAAAAUUAUUCUCCCAAAGAAGAAGCCAUUGAAAUGGUCCACCGGUGUCGCUCCUGGUGAAUAUGGUGGCCCACCCACCACCACUAAGCUGCGCAAGUACUGGGGCGGAGAAAAAGAGGACCCUUUAACUUCUGAUGAGUUUAUUUGGAACAGUGAAUUCAUGGGCCGCAUGAAGAGAUUGAUUGAGGACCCUGAUGGGUCUUCUUCUGUUCUAAACACUCCUGUUAAGGAAGAGUCGUCUGGGUUUCUAAGCUUAAAUAGAGUCAUGAGCCUUGACAGUCUUGAAGUUGAUUUAAGUAAAGAGCUUACAGCACCUUCGAGGACUGUAUUAAAGCAGCCUGUUGGGGCUGCCAUUCAGAGCAGUGGCAGCCCAUCACGCAGAUGGAAAUUAGCACCUACACGCCGUGAGCAAGAAAAGUGGGAUAAAGCAACUAAGGCUGCAACUGGAGGCAGUGAUGUAAUGUUUCGAGAAUUGAGGCGGCCUCGAGGGGAUCCAGAAGUAUUGGCUGCUCAAUCAAGAGAGCAAUACUUUAAGCUGAAGAGAAAGUUGCAGAUUCUCACACUUGGUAUAGGUGGUAUUGGUUUAGUCUCUGCUUAUGUUUCUUAUUCUCCUGAAGUUGCAGCUAGCUUUGGAACUGGUUUGCUUGGUUCGUUGGUGUAUAUACGCAUGUUGGGAAGUACUGUGGAUUCCAUGGCAGAUGGGGCCAAAGGGCUUAUUAAGGGAGCAGCUGGGCAGCCAAGGCUGCUGGUUCCUGUUGUGUUGGUCAUGAUUUAUAACCGGUGGAAUGGGAUGGUCGUCCCUGAAUUUGGAUUUAUGCCUUUAGAUUUGAUACCAAUGUUAGUGGGAUUUUUCACAUACAAGAUUGCCACAUUUGUUCAAGCUAUAGAAGAUGCCAUUACUGUAGUUGAUAAAAAGACCCUAGUGUGAUAGAAAGUAACAAAAGAAGGGAUAAUUUAAUCAACAUCCCCAAGGGUGAAAGAAAUGGAUGAUGAUGAUUGAUGGAAGACUAUUGAAUGGUUAAGACUGAGUCAUUAUUUAGCUUUAUAGUGAAAGCAAACAAUAUGUUGUAAUUUUUUCUCAUAUAAUUUUCGUCACAUGUGAUGAAUAAUCCACUUUUAUUUUUUGAAAGGGUGUGACUAAUUUGAUUCAAUCUGUAAAAUCGAAUUAAAUCA